UAACUUUACUAACAAAACAUACUGCUAGUGGAUGUUUAGUAUUUUGACAUAUUCGUUUCAUUGUAAAUUUUAAAGGUGUCUCAAGUUCUUUUAAUUCAAAUUUAUUGAAGAAUAAUCGGUUGCUUAGAACUAUCAUGGCGUUGCCACCUGAGAAGAUUUCUGAGUUGAAGCAAAUAAUCCACAACCAACUGUCACAGGGUGAUGUUCAGAGAAGGAUCCGGGAAAUGCUGGCAGAGAGUAUGCAGGAGGAGUUCGAGGGCAGCAAGAAUCCCAUGGGAGAGCAGGAGAUGUUCAACAGACUGAAGCAGCGCGGGGUGGUGGACAACAUCUUGCAGCAGAUCCAGUUUGAGGGCAGCACCUCCAAGCCUGCCACCCAUAUGCGUGGGGAACACAUGCUGGAGAAUAUAGCGGACAGAAAGACUAACAUCGAUCCCACGAGAAGAUACCUGUAUCUGUACAUAAAGUCUGGCAAGGCUUUCUUGGAGCAUAUAGAUGAUGACAGCGGGACGCCUGGGCAGGUGACCUCCUACUUCACCUUUCACAUCCUGUUCAGAGGUCAGAGGUUCAAGUCGAGGCCGGUUGCGUGUGCCUGUGAGCCGGACAUUGAUGAGGGCUUCCUUCUAGAACUGCACAAAGAUGGCGCAGGUGAGGCAGGUAAGAUGGCUGACCCGACCACCAUGCUGUCCAUCUGUGAUCCCAUCCACAUCGUGCUGGUGAAGACUGAUGGGCUAGGGGAAACCACUCUUGUCUCCUCCCACUUCCUGGAGUGGAGGCCGGUUCUCACCAACAGCAGCAGUAGACUGGCCACAGCCCUUGAGCUGAAGGGAACUGGUUCUGAGAACAAUGUAGCAGCGGGUGUUAUUGACAUUCAGGUGGAACUCUUCCCCAAAACCAAGCAGUCCCUCAGCAAAGAUGUCAUAACUGCCCAGAUUCAGCUGGAGAGGAGCAGGCAUGCGGAACAAGAGCGUCUGUUCCUGGUGUAUGCCAAGCAGUGGUGGAAGGAGUACCUACUCAUCAGGGAGGUGCAUAAAGAACGUCUCGUCAAGAUAUUCGCUCAGGAUGAGAACGGAAAUAACCGGCCUGUCUGCUCCUUUGUGAAGCCACUACGGGCCGGUCGUCUGCUGCACUCGGCACGUGAGGCGGCGCGGUUCGUGUCCCUGAUACACCAGGAGAGAACCCCGACACUGGGUGGCGGCGCUCGCACGGAGCAGUGGACUACCAUGCAUGCAUUCCUGGCCAGGAAUAAAGGGGACUGUGAGGACCAUGCAGUGUUGCUGUGCAGUCUGCUGCUGGGUUUUGGUCUCGAUGCCUACGUCUGCGUGGGCACCCAGAAGAAGUCUGCGCCGCACGCCUGGGUCAUGACUGUCAGCAUCGAUGGACUUGUCACCUUCUGGGAAAGCCUGAAUGGACACAGAUACAUACACGAGCCCUUAGACCCAUAUGCCCUGCCCAUGGACAAACGGCAUCGCCCGAAAUACCCCUACAAGACAGUGGGAUGCGUGUUUAACCACCAGUCCUUCUAUGCAAAUAAUCAGCCAACAGACAACAUAGAAGUGUGCCAAUUCAACCUGCGUGAUGACGCCCGUUGGAAGUCCAUGUCACAUGACGCGAUCAUGUCGGUGUGCGGCAGUGGCGCUUCCCCAGUGUGGCCCCAGUUUCCUCCCCUAUCUGCAUCUACAAUCGACCCAGCCCUGGCCAGCAACGACCUUGAGCAACAGUUGAGAGUGCUAGUCAUGGAACAUCGAAGGGACAUGGGCCUCACCACAGUAUGGGAUGAUCAACUGAGUUACCUGCUAUCACCGUCCCUUGCUGCCUAUGAAAUAGAGAGAACAAUUGGUUUGACCCCUGGCAACGAGGAGUUUUCCGACUCCAUCAAUCAGGCAGUUCCAGAUGGUCACACAUUCAAGGGAUAUCCGGCACAGUUCACACACCGAAAUGCCAGAAAAAUAUUUGCCACUUGCCUCAGACAUAAGGACUGUGAGCCAAUCAUUCAUUGCCGUGGUGACCAUGUACGUAUGGCUGUGAGGGUGUUAGUGCGCCCGUAUCCAGAGUCCACCUGCGCCACAUGGAUCAUGUUUGCUUGCAAAUACAAGUGUAUAGUUUGAUUUAUAGCAAUUACAAGUGUAUUGUUUGAUUUAUUGCCAAUACAAGUGAAUUGUUUGAUUCAUAGCCAAUACAAGUGAAUUGUUUGAUUCAUAGCCUAUACAAGUGUAUAGUUUGAUUCAUAGCAAAUAAAAGUGAAUUGUUUGAUUUAUUGCAAAUAUAAGUUCAUUGCUUGAUUUAUAGCAAAUACAAGUGUAUUGUUUGAUUCAUAGCAAAUACAAGUUUAUUGGUUUAUUCAUAGCAAAUACACAUGUUUUGUAUGAUUCAUAGCAAAUACGAAAUUUUUGUUUGAUUCAUAGCAAAUACAAGUGUACUGUUUGAUUCAUAGCAAAUACAAUUGUAUUGUUUGAUUCAUAGCAAAAAUAAGUGUAUUGAUUGAUUCAUAACAAAUACAAGUGUAUUGUUUGAUUCUUAGCAAACACAAGUGUAUUGUUCGAAUACAAUAGCAAAUACAGGUAUAUUGUUUGAUUCAUAGCAAAUACACAUGUAUUGUUUGAUAUAUAGCAAAAACAAGUGUAUUGUGUGAUUCAUAGUAAAUACAAGUGUAUUGUUUGAUUCAUUUGAUUUAUAGCGAAUUCAUGUUUUUGGAACGCACAUACUGAGCCUACGAAAAAACAUUGUAUAUUGCAGAAAAGGUGUGAAAUCUUUGUUUAUCUGAUAGAACCGAAUCUGUUUGUUUAAUAGUGAUCUACAAAGCUGAAGAUGAGAGCCUUGAAUUUAGUUUGUACAAGAAUUAUGUGAUACUUAUCGGAUCUCUGUGUUUUGGUUACCAAAAGCUAGACAUUUUAUAAUUCUAUCAAAAGUUUGUAAAAUUAUUACCAGAGCAUGAUGAGCUAUUGGGAUCCACAUGUUUCUUCUAAAUAUGGUGAAAAUUGGUCAGAAUGUUAUCUAGGGGCAUGUGCAUCCAAAAAUUUGGUUUACCAGAUCAAAUCUUAGAAAUACAUUCUCAGCAAUGUAGAGGCAACAUAUGACACAGUUGUGAUACAUUUUAGUCAGAAAAUUUGUCUUGACAAUAUCUAGGCCAGGUUUAAGUCACCUGAGUCCAUAAAACAAGGUCAUCAGCUCAAAUCUUAUAAAAACUUUAUUACCUCUCUAUAAGCCACAUUUAUCACUCAAUCUUGAUAAAACUUGGUCAGAAUGUUAAUCUUAAGAACAGCAAGGCCAAGUCUGAAUCUGGGUCACAUGCGUCCACAAACUAGGUCAACUGGAUAAACUAGGUCAACUGGAUAAAUCUUAAAAAAUCCUUUUAGUGUUGUAGAAGCCACAUUUAUAUUUCGAUCUCGAUGAAACUUGAUCAGAAUGGUCAUCUUGACCAUUUUUAGGUAACAGGUAAAUAAUCAGUUCAAAUCUGGGUCAUGUUUGUCCAUAAGGUCAACUAGAAAAUCUUAGAAUAACAUUAUAACCACUCUAGAGGCCGCAUUUAUAACUGAAUAUGUAACGUUUAUCUUUUACUGUUUCAUCAGUAAAAUAAAUAUAUAUAUAGUUUAUGAUUUAUGUGGCAAUGUAUUCAUAGUUUGUUCUUGUAUAGCCUAAAAUAAAAUACCUGAAUAUGGUGUUGUUCAUAUAGAUACUGUGAUAUUAGACUUUAGAAAAACAAUUGUUAGUAAUAUAACACAACUAUUGUAUCAACUAGAUAUACUAUUGUAUCUACUAGAUACUGCAUGUUUACAUGGCCGACAUAUAUUGUUAUGCAUUUUGUCUUGGAAAUACAGUAAGUAAACGAUUAUACUGCCAACAUGCCCAUACUUUGUACUGGAAUGCUAAAGUAUUUUAAUGUAGUUUAACUAUCAAUUUAUCAAGGUUUAGCUGAUAGACAUUCUUCAAUUCUUCAUUGAUCAAGAAGAUAAAUAUGAUAGAUCCGAUAGAUCCUGCAAAGAUGCUUGAGGCAUUUUUGUUGUUUUAUUAAACUAUGAUCAAAUAACAUAGUAGCGUUUGUGCCUUGUGGUAAGAUAGAUUGGCAUUAUGUUGUAUGUUUUUGGCUUCGAGCAUUAGUGACCACAUGUUAUGUAUAUAUUUUUUGGAUAAUAUUCCUAGGUAUUUUGAGAUUGUAAAUUCAUGUCCAGAGUUAUUCAUUUGAUGUUCAGAGAUGUUAAUAUGUCAGGUAACAUGUAUGUACGUUUUGUAUUUUUUAAGACAGGUUUGUCUGAAUGUCAAUGACUGAAUAUAGUUUUAUAUGUUGUUUUUUUGUAAGUUUAUUAUAUGUUUGAUAUUUAUUAGAAAAAAUUAGCAGCUAAACAAAUAAGAAUAAACAUGAAGAAACA
Molecule: messenger RNA, 4364 nt
Organism: Dreissena polymorpha
Lineage: Eukaryota; Metazoa; Mollusca; Bivalvia; Myida; Dreissenidae
Product: centrosomal protein of 76 kDa-like
Exons: 14
Coding region: 135-2105 (656 amino acids)
Source: RefSeq, a predicted model, not a curated record